UUGGAUGUUUUAGAUGUGUGUUAUCAAAUUGUUUCAAAUCAAAGGGUGACAAAGUAAACAAUUGUAUGAGCAAUAAUAUAUUACCAUUCUGAUAAUCUUAAAAUAAUCAUACCAUUAAUGAACAGUUCUUGGACUUACUCAGCAGCGCAAAUGACUAUCAAUAUCAAGUUGGAGGGACACAAAAUGAGACGGACAUGAAAUUAUAAAUAAUAAUUCGCUAUGCUAUGUGACAGUGCUAACUUCACUUUUACCAUUUAUAUGUGUGACACGACAAUGAGACAGAAGUGAGUAAAAUACGGACAGGAGUGGAAGUUUGUUGGUACAUCUUCCAAAACAUUUUGUUGAAUAUAAAAUAGAUACGACAUUUAAAGCAUAAGGAAUGCAUUAUUGUUGAAGUUCAUUGCAUCUAUGUUGUUGUUAUGAAGGGUACCCAGCUAAAUCUACCAGUGUUAGCAACGUGUCUGUUGUAUGUCGUAACUGUUCAAAGCUUGCGUUGUUGGCAUUGUAUAGCGGAAGAUUGUGCUGAAGAUCCCUCCGACAAUUACAAAGCUUCUGAAAAAUUAUGUAAUCCUGGACAAUCUUGUCAGAAAGUGUACUUUGAAAUGUUAGAAGAGUCAGAUGAAGGAAGACCCGUUGCUAUGCAUACCUCAACAGUUCGUGGCUGUUCUACAGACUGUAUGGACAGAAAUGAUUUUACAAAUUGCACGAAUCAGUUAAAGACAUCACGUGGUUGUGUUCGAAAGGACUGUUGCAAUGAUGGGGAUUUGUGUAACAGUACAUAUCAAAUUUCAUAUAACUGUUAUUCUGUGAUAUUUUUAAUGUGCCUACAUAUACCAUUGAAUACUUUUUGACUCAUGAAACGUGACUUCAUCUAAUAUUACUCUGAAUGUAAGAUAUUCUGUUGCAAAAGCAAGUGUUUAUCACAGCUUUUACAUAAAGUACAUGAAUAUGCAGCAUAAAUAGUAUAAAAUUGUAUUGAAUUUACAUUUCAAUUGAUUGUUACAUGAAUAGAAACAAAUCAAUUAUCUCAUUCAGUCUGAUUAUUUUUGUUUUGGUUGGAAAUUAAUCAAGCGUUAUAUCUAACAUGUCAGUUUCUCCGCUUUAUUGGCGUUAUUGCACUAUUGCUGCAAAACAUAUAUCAAACAUCGUUCAAUUGACAAAUAGUGUUAAAUUAACAGGUUUUUUUCAUUUAAAAAUAUAUUGCAUAUUCAGUUCAAGUUGUUAUAUAGCGUUUAAGCUCUAAUCACAAUGUGAAUUUUUACAUCAUCUUAGGCGUCAACCCUACACUUAUUUCUAUUAAACGUGAAACAAACUAAAUUUCGUUUGUAUUACUGUGUUUAAACAACCUUUAUUAUAAAAAGCGAUAAUACCUUUUUUUCGUAUGCCUAUGAAAUUUUGUUUUCUUUAUAAAUAUGUAGAUGUUAAUAUGUUUCAGGACAAUGUUAAUGUAUCGUGUGUAACUGACGAUUAUGUUAGUAAAACAUGAAAAAAUAAACUUUUAAAUUAUAACAAAUUCUACUGAACAUUUUAUCGUUGUCCCGCACAAGCUAGAUUAUUCCAAAGGGUAAACAAGUUGAGUUUUUUAAUACUUUGAUAUUUUAGUUAUUCAAAAUUUCAUUAUCUCUAUCAGUUAAAUUUGAGAACAAUUUAUGUUUACUUUGCUUUUAAUACAUUUUCUAAUUUUACCGGGAUAUCCUGUUUUGCACAGUUUAUUAUUUUCUGAACGGAGAGUUUAAAUUCAUUUAUAUUUAAGUCGAUGAAAUGCUGUUUUGUAUUCCUUACCUAAUAUC
Molecule: messenger RNA, 1790 nt
Organism: Ruditapes philippinarum (Manila clam)
Lineage: Eukaryota; Metazoa; Mollusca; Bivalvia; Venerida; Veneridae
Exons: 4
Coding region: 420-851 (143 amino acids)
Source: RefSeq, a predicted model, not a curated record